This is a messenger RNA of Megalops cyprinoides (Indo-Pacific tarpon), 4526 nucleotides long. RefSeq names its product CSC1-like protein 2. The record is from RefSeq and is a predicted model, not a curated record. Gene Ontology annotation, molecular function: calcium-activated cation channel activity; nucleic acid binding. The transcript has 25 exons. The coding region runs from base 255 to 2771 and encodes 838 amino acids. Gene Ontology annotation, cellular component: plasma membrane. Lineage: Eukaryota; Metazoa; Chordata; Actinopteri; Elopiformes; Megalopidae.
ACCUUGCAGUGAGCAAUUCGCCCCCCUCUUGGAACUUAGCUCGCCUCGACCGGCAGCCAGUGCCAGCCGCAGUAAGGGAGUGCGUGUGUUUUCUCAUUGUAAUGUGGGAGAUUUUUUCCUUCCGAACAUCAAUAACCAGCUGGUGGAUUUAUAAAGAUUUUUCAUAUUCAGGAUUUUUUCCAUUGGGGCGAGUGAACGUGUAAACGGAAAAUCAAAUUGCCUCACCAGCAGGCGUGCAGGAUGUGGCAGUGAAGAUGCUCUGUUUGCUUGUCGUGAUGAUGGCCAUGUUCCGGGCUCAGGCCUGCACGGGCCCUGACAAGUGCUCCAACUCCUCCUCCAAAGAAUACUGCUACACUGUCCGUAUCCGCAGCACUGUGCUGCAGGGCCUGCCCUUCGGAGGGGUGCCCACCGUGCUUGCCCUUGACUUCAUGUGCUUCCUGGUCCUGCUCUUUGUGUUCUCGAUCUUGCGGAAGGUGGCCUGGGACUAUGGACGCUUGGCGCUGGUGACAGACGCCGAUAGGAGGAGACAGAAGAAACGAUUCAGUGAGCUGGAAGAACGGGAAUAUGUGGCCUCUGCUUUACACUCGGAGACACCUGAUCGCUAUGAACGACUCACCUCAGUUUCCAGCUCUGUGGAGUUUGAACAAAGAGACAAUGGCUUCUGUUCUUGGCUGACAGCUAUCUUCAGGAUAAAGGAUGAAGAGAUCCGGGAGAAGUGUGGAGAGGACGCGGUGCACUACCUCUCCUUCCAGCGCCACAUCAUUGGCCUGCUGGUGGUGGUGGGCGUGCUGUCCGUGGGGAUUGUCCUGCCUGUCAACUUCUCGGGAGAUCUGCUGGAAAAUAAUGCAUACAGCUUUGGGCGAACCACUAUAGCAAACCUGAAAUCUGGGAACAACCUCCUCUGGCUGCAUACCUCCUUCGCAUGCAUGUACCUGCUGCUGACAGUGUAUAGCAUGAGACGGCACACUUCUAAAAUGCACUACAAAGAGGAUGACCUGGUGAAGCGCACUUUAUUUAUAAAUGGGAUCUCCAAAUAUGCUGAAGAAACCCACAUAAAGCAACACUUUGAGCAGGCCUAUGAGAACUGCACUGUUCUGGAGGCUCGCAUAUGCUACAACGUGGCCAAGCUGAUGUCCCUGAAUGCUGAGAGGAAGAAGGCAGAGCGCAGCAAGAAGUUCUUCACAGACCUCAUGGCCAAGGAGCACAUGCCAACCAUGAUUAACCCUAAGCCCUGUGGCCACCUCUGCUGUUGUGUCAUCAAGGGAUGCGAGGAGGAAGAGGCUGUGAGCUACUACACCAAGUUGGAGGCUAAGCUGAAGGAAGACUACAGGAAGGAGAAGGAGAAGGUCAACACCAAGCCCCUGGGUAUGGCCUUCGUCACCUUCCAGAACGAGGCCAUGACGGCAAUAAUCCUCAAAGACUUCAAUGCCUGUCAGUGCCAGGGCCCCAGAUGCCGCCAGGAUCCAAAGUCAUCGCAGUUCAGCGAAAGUCUGCACGUUUACAACUGGAGUGUCAGCUAUGCCCCCGACCCCCAGAACGUGCGCUGGGAGCACUUGUCUCUGGGAGGCUUGCGCUGGUGGCUGCGCUGCUUCAUUAUCAACUGCAUCCUCUUCCUCCUGCUCUUCUUCCUCACCACUCCUGCCAUCAUCAUCUCCACUAUGGACAAGUUCAACGUAACCAAGCCUGUAGAGUACCUCAAUAACCCCAUCAUCACCCAAUUCUUCCCCACUCUGCUUCUGUGGGCUUUUUCCGCCCUGCUGCCCACCAUCGUCUAUUACUCUGCCUUCUUUGAGGCCCAUUGGACCAGGUCAGGAGAGAACAGGACUACCAUGCAUAAGUGUUAUACCUUCCUCAUCUUCAUGGUCCUUGUGUUACCUUCCCUGGGGCUCAGUAGUUUGGAUGUUUUCUUCCGCUGGCUGUUCGAUAAGAGAUUUUUGGACGAUGCCCCUGUCAGAUUUGAGUGUGUCUUCCUCCCGGACAAUGGUGCCUUCUUUGUCAACUAUGUCAUUGCGUCGGCAUUCAUCGGCAAUGCCAUGGACCUCCUGCGCAUCCCAGGCCUGCUCAUGUACAUGAUCCGGCUCUGCCUGGCCCGUUCGGCCGCAGAGAGGCGCAACGUCAAGCGGCACCAGGCUUAUGAGUUCCAGUUCGGUGCUGCCUAUGCCUGGAUGAUGAACGUCUUCACUGUUGUCAUGACGUACAGCAUCACGUGCCCUAUAAUUGUCCCCUUUGGUCUGAUGUACAUGCUCCUAAAACAUCUGGUGGACAGAUACAAUAUGUACUACGCCUACCUGCCCUCCAAGCUGGACAAGAAGAUCCACUCAGGUGCAGUCAACCAGGUGGUGGCUGCACCCAUCCUCUGUCUAUUUUGGCUUCUCUUCUUCUCCACUGUGCGCACAGGUUUUGUGACCCCGACAACCCUGUUCACACUGGUGGUCCUCAUCAUCACCAUCGUAGUCUGCCUGUCACAUGUCUGCUUCGGCCACUUCAAGUACCUCAGCGCUCACAACUACAAGAUCGAUACAAAGGACACAGACGUGGACGGGUUAGAAAAUGGCCGCCCGGCCCGCUCCUCACCCUCCAACAAGUCACAGAUGUAUAUUGCCCAGGUCCUGCAGGAUGCCAACUCAGAUGAGGCUGGUGCGGGCAGUGGGGAAGACGACGGCCAGGUGUCCUCGCAAGACGAGGACAUGAUCAAUGCGGGGAACAGCAUCAAUGAAGCAGACUUCCAGUCGGGUGAGGACAGCCUCAUAGCCAAUGAGGUCCACCAGUAAUGCCCUCCUGCUCCAGAACAGAUAGUGGGACUGCAGGAGAAAAGGCGUCGCCGCGGGGAAGAGAGGAACCGAGGGCAGCGCUGAACUAUGUCAAAAAUGAAAUCACCAGAUCCACAUCUCUACUCAGAUUCCAGGACCAUCAGGCCUGAUUCCCCCCACUGCAGAGUCACAGUUAGCUACAGGGCACCUGACACCAUGCUGUGCACUGGAUGCUGAUUUGUAAAUCUCCUCCCACCAGCAUCACGGUUGCAGGAACUUGUGUUCACAAAUGCAGGAAUUUUGAUUGGCUCUGCACAGAAAGGCACAGAUGUACAGCCAGGGAAUCUCCGCGAGGGAACCAGGAGUUGUGGACAGAUUUGCAAAGAUAUGAGCCUUAGAGGUCCAAGCCUCCUUGAGUUUUCAGGGGCCUCCCUCCAGUGCACUGCAUUUAGGAGUUACAUUGACACUGCUUGUCCCUAAGAUGUGAAUAUUAUAUUACAUUUGUUUCUUCAAUGCCAUGCAGCCCCUCCAUCUGCACAUCUGUGGAGUGGAGACCAGCUGCAGAGAUAGGACGCCUUUUUUGCCCCCUUUCAUUGGCUGCAGAUGAGGAUAGACAGCAGGAAAGUCCCCGUACAGAGCCUUGCACAUCCCUUAUAUGCUGAAGCACAAAGGUGCAUUUUUUGAUGUUUGUAUGUUUAACCAGCAAUAGUGCUGCAGCACACCUACCGUCCUGGUUUUGUAAAGUUGUUGAAAGCGUUUAAAGGCCUGUCACGCUACCAAAAAGAGAAGAUGCUGUAAAAAUGAGGACUGCCAUUGCCGUAUCCAGGAGUGCUACACUCUUGCAUGUUCAGUUGUGCUGAGGCAUCGGAGCUGAAUUGCUGAGGCGCGAGUGAUGCUCUGAAAUGGCCCGCGAUUCCACUACAGCCGGUUGCCCGAUUUCCCGAAACUUGGUGGGAGGCAGAUGAGGAUUUGGAGAUGUGCAUGCCUUGAGACAUGGAAAUGCAGUGGAAGUGCUACAUGGGGAGAGUUGACCAGCUAUAAAUGUGAAGGCAAUAAGUCUGCAGCCCUUCUCUGAACUCUGAGAUGUGCCCGCCGUACCUAAGAUAUCAUGCAUCCCUUAGGGUUCCCCAAUUUCAUCAACACUCCAUCAUGAUUUCUCCCCACAAUUAAUGCAUUUUGACAUGGCUUUUUACCUAGUAAUAAUGCUUUGCUGUCUUUAUCUUGGUUGCUGAUACUAAUGGUUGACUUAUGUUGUGUGUUUUUUUAUUGCAUAGGACAUUUCCAAGGAAUAGUACAGUUUUGUCAACUGCAGAAAGAAAAGAUCACUGACUCACCUGUUUCUUUUCAGACAAUUGAUCUACAGUCUUUAAUGAAUUAGUCCCACAGUCUUUGCGGGGAGGCCAGUAGCAUCAUCUCGCGAUUCUUCUGGCUGGAUGUGUUCAGUUUAGAACAGCCCUCCGACACCUCUCUUUCCAGUUUCUGCGUGUAGCCCUCCAAAUAAGUAGGACAUUGAGGUGCCUGUGCCCCACCCCGCAUUUCAGUGGCAGAAAGGGAAGCCAGAACUGUCCCGGGAGAGCGCUGUGCUGGACACAACCUGUAAACCGCAGUGACCACCAGGCUGCAGCGUGGCUGAUGUUCACCUCAGAGAGCCCAGCUGUGGUGCCAGCCUAACACCAGCCCCUGCCUCUAAUUCAGUGUUCCACAAUUCCGCGGUGGCUCAGACGCUGCCAGCUCGGACCGGCAUCUGGAGACGGGAGGCUGACACUCUGAUCUGUC